AUGAAGCCAGUUUCCAGGAUCGUUACCCAGCAAGACUUGACCAAAUGGACAGAGUCGUCCACUUUAGACGAUGUGCUUACAUUUGUAGUUGACCUACAGAAUCUGGUGGAAGGCAAAGAGAAUAAUGAUAAAACGGCAACAAGUGAGACUCUUUUGGGGAUACUGUUGAUGAAACUUUUAGAUGCUACCGAUGCUUUGAUAGAUACUAACCCCGUUGAGCACGAGAAGGAUGUUUCAAGGUUUGGUAAGAUCGAAUUCCGACUGUUUUAUGAUGAUGUUGCCACCCUUGAUUUGAGUCGUUAUUUACCCCAAGUGCCAACUACUGACGCAAUAGAAGAACUACAAACUUAUUAUGGGGAAAGCUGGGGUAAUAGACAAAGAAUAGACUAUGGUCUGGGUCAUGAAUUGAAUUUCAUUUGUUUCCUUUAUUGUUUGAAGCAAUUGGAGAUUCUUACCCCAUCGGAUUAUCAAUAUCUCAUACUUAAAGUGUUUGUAAGGUACAUUGAAAUCAUGAGACGUUUACAGAAAAUAUAUUGGUUAGAACCUGCUGGAUCACAUGGGGUAUGGGGAUUAGAUGAUUAUCACUUUUUGCCUUAUCUUUUCGGGGCUUCACAAUUAUCGGGCCAUCCAUAUUUCAAGCCCAAACUGAUUCAUAAUGCUGAGGUGAUGGAAGAGUUUCAUUCACAGUUUAUGUACUUUGAAUGUAUUUAUUUCAUCAACAAUAUCAAGACAUUACCCAAAUCUACAGAGAAACUAAGUAUAAGAUGGCAUUCUCCUAUGUUGGACGAUAUACUGGCUGCUAAAUCGUGGACAAAAAUUAAAGAAGGUAUGGUUAAGAUGUAUAAAGCCGAAGUGUUGAAUAAGUUGCCUAUUAUUCAACACUUUAAGUUUGGAUCAUUAAUCGAAUGUCCUGAGGGAAUACCUGAACAUAGUGAUCAUUUGGAAGAUGAAUGUGGUCACGUGCAUAAUCAGGCUGCCAAUACUUGGGGAGAUUGUUGUGGGAUUAAGAUUCCAAGUGCUAUUGCAGCAUCCGAGAGUAUUAGAUUACAACAAGAGAAGCUCGUACCCUUUGACUAG
Molecule: messenger RNA, 1077 nt
Organism: Lizanozyma spartinae
Lineage: Eukaryota; Fungi; Ascomycota; Pichiomycetes; Serinales; Debaryomycetaceae
Gene: RRD2
Product: peptidylprolyl isomerase
Exons: 1
Coding region: 1-1077 (358 amino acids)
Biological process (GO): mitotic spindle organization
Cellular component (GO): cytoplasm; nucleus; protein phosphatase type 2A complex
Molecular function (GO): protein tyrosine phosphatase activator activity; peptidyl-prolyl cis-trans isomerase activity
Source: RefSeq, a predicted model, not a curated record